UGCUGACGACGAUUGGCCUCAAAACAGCGAUUCAGAAAAACAUGGGCGACGUCACGGAUACUACAUCCAUUAAUUAUACUUUCUAUGGAGUUAACAUACACUCGGAGAAAAUCACUACAAGCUCUGACUUUAGAACAGUCGUUUUUAAAACAGCGAUAGUGAAUGCAGUGUUGGAGUUAAUUCCUGCAGUCUCAGUUUCACUGUAUAAACGUCAAGAUGAGCAGUUUCCUCCUCUGAUCUGUUAGAGAGGCUUUAAAUCACUUAAAAUUUUUCACAUUAUUCAUUUGGAUUUUCUGAAAAUGAGUGUGAACCUAUUUUAAAGCUCUAUGGUGCGAACACUAUAAACGCUGAUGAACAAUGUGUUCUUGAACGCAGCCCAGUUGGUCCGCCGCCGCUUCGCGCCUACGUCACUUCCGUCACACAACCUUCUCCGAGACUUCAGCAAGAUGGCGUCUACGCUGUUAACGGAUGAGGAGCUUUUCUCCGAAUUAAAGAGCUUUGGGUUCACUCCAGGCCCGGUAACCGAGAACACCCGACCGGUGUACCUGAAGAAGCUAAAGAAGCUUCGAGAGGAGCAGCAGCAACGGGGUUCCAGGCCCAGUAAGACCCGCAGCGGGGCCGCCAUCAGCAGCUCCUCCGGCGGCAGCUCGGCGGGAUCCAGGCCAGCCAGCCGUGACGUCACGCACCUGAUCUCCAACAGGAGAGCCGGCCGGAAGUCCUCCGUCCUCGGCUUCAGCUCCGACGAGUCUGACGCUGAAACUCCUCUGAAGAAAAAAGGCAGCUCCGGGUCUCCACCCCCACCGAGGACGCGGCCUAACGCCACUCCGAGCCCGGCUAACAGUAGCAGGUCCUCCUGGGGACCGGGCUCCCCUGGCUGGAGGGUCCGCGUUAGAUCCAGCUCCGGGGCCGGGGGGAGGGCUGAGGAAUCCGGAGAAGACGAGGACGAAGAGGGGGGCUCGGAGAAGAACUGUCGGUCUGUGAACGGUUGUGGGGCUCACGGGAACCAGCUCACAGGGGAGUACUCGGACUCCGACGGGGACGAGCGGGGCUCAGGCCCGGGUACCGGAGAUCGAUUGGAGCCCAGACCGAGCUACCCGAGAGCGGCCUUCCCCUCACACAGAGCCGGCAGAGGGUCUCAGACAGGAGGGUCCAGGGAGGAGGACCAGCAGGAGGGUCUCACCAUGGUGGGGGACCGGGGGGAGGAGGGAGACUCAGACACUCCAGGAUCCUUCAGGACUCACAUCUUUCCCCGGAAGGCCAUCUACGUGUCCCUGAACCAGAACCACGGAGGAGAGGCCGGAAAGAACCACCACGUGUCCGGGGAGCCCGGAGCCUCCAGCCGGUUCAGCAUCGGGCUCAGACCCCGGUUCUCCUCCUACAGCAGCCUGGCCCACACCCACCGGACCAACCACUCAAACCACACCGGCCCCUCCCGCUCCUACAGCCCGGCAUCCAAAGCUCCGCCGCCCGGGCCCGAGGACGAGCUGCUGCAGCAGUUCAAGCGGGAGGAGGCGGCCUCCUCCGGCAGCUUCAGCGCCCACUACCUGUCCAUGAUCCUCCUCACGGCGGCCUGCCUCUUCUUCCUCCUGCUGGGACUCAUGUACCUGAGGAUGAGGGGCUCUGGGACCCUCGAGGACCCAGCCAUAAAGAGUCACCCUUUUGGCAGUGACUUUGACUCUUCUUACGACAAGACGGAGAAAGACCUGAUCCUGAAUCUGCUGCUCAGUCUGCAUGACCACUUGGCCCAUAUCGCAGGCCAGCAUGACUGUGGAGACAAGCAGCAUCCAAACAGAAGUCUGACUCUAAACCAGGCCUCUGAAUACUUACAGGCCCAGAAUCAGCUGUUCAAAGACUUUAUUGAAGUGUCUCUGGAGUGGAUCAUCAGGACAAGACAGGAUGUGGGCAUCAGACUGUCAGGGCAGACGGAUGAUGACCUCGUCACUGAGAUCUCUGAGAUCUCUUUCCUCGAGUCCACACAUCCCAAAAUGCCGUUCAGCUGUCGCUUUCGCCGAGCCUUCCUCACAGUCAUCAGCAGAGUCUUCCUCAUCGCAGCAGUGGUCGGCUGUGUGUGGAGUGUGGUGUGUUACAUGAAGUAUCGCUGGAGGAGAGAGGAGGAGGAGACCAGACAGAUGUACGACAUGGUGGAGAGGAUCAUCGACGUGUUGAGGAGUCACAGUGAGGCAAGUCAGGAGAACCAGGACCUGCAGCCGUACCUGCCCAUCCCGCACGUCAGGGACUCACUGGUCCAACCUCAGGACAGGAAGAGGAUGAGAAAGGUUUGGGAGCGAGCGGAGAGCUUCCUGUCGGCGAAUGAGUCCAGGAUCAGGACUGAGACUCAGACGAUCAGGGGAGCAGAUUACCAGGUGUGGAGGUGGAUCCAGCCUUCACUCACCUGUGACAAAACCUCGCCGGGGCCCUCCAAAGUGUGGCAGGGGAAAGCUUUCCCUCUGGACCGCAGAAACUCUCCUCCCAACAGCCUGACCCCGUGUCUGAAGAUCCGGAACAUGUUCGACCCUGUCAUGGAGGUGGGUGAGAACUGGGACUUGGCGAUUCACGAGGCCAUCCUGGAGAAAUGCAGCGACAACGACGGCAUCGUUCACAUCGCUGUCGAUAAGAACUCACGAGAGGGCUGUGUGUACGUGAAGUGUCUCUCUGCAGAGCAUUCUGGGAAAGCGUUUAAAGCUCUUCAUGGCUCCUGGUUUGAUGGUAAGCUGGUGACCGUAAAGUACCUGCGUCUGGACCGGUACCACCAGCGCUUCCCUCAGGCCCAGAGCUGCAGUUCCCCCCUCAAGGCCUCCAGCCCGCCCCUCAACACGCAGAGCAGCAACACAGGCAGCUUCCUGUCACACAGAGCCUCCCCCUCUUCCUCCCCCUCCUUCUCUUCAUCAGGCUUCUCAUGAUAUUCAUCUCCCCCUCCAGUCUGCUGCUUCAUCACAGGAACACUUCACAGCUCAUGUUAGAUCUUCUGCAGAGGCUCCUCCUCCUCCUCUUCAUCAGCUGCAUGUGUCAGUCUGUGAGCUCUGAUACCAUGUACUCCUGUUAUUAUUGUUAUUAUUGAUUAUGAUUAUUUAGUCAGGGAGGAGGAACACCACAGGCUGUACAUACACGAGAAGCUUUAUGACACACACAUACGCACAUACGCACACAUACGCACACACACACACACACACACACACACACACACACACACACACAGAGGGAAUGUGUUCCUGUCAGAUAUAACCCGUAUAUUACCACGUUUAUAUUGUUUCAUAUUAUUUUUAUUUACCUCUGUCAUGUGGGCGUAUUUGUGGCCCCUCCCCCUCACUGAGGUGUGUGUGCUCACCUGUCUCUCAGUGUGAUGAACGAACAGGUGGCAUAGACUUCCUGCUCAUGUGUUUCUAUUUAAGACGAUCCAGGAGACGGAGUCGAUGUUGGAUGCAGUGGAUUCAAGUUGGACUCAGUUUUUGCAGUGUGAAAAUGUACAAACGAUGCACAUUUCAAACUGCUGCUCCACGAGGAGCAGACACCCAGCUGUGCCUUAAACCAGAGCGUUUCAGUCUGGCACCGCAUCACUGGAACAAGAUGUUGGACGUGAUGAUGGUGCAGUUUAAAGGAUGGGGACGCCCACCAUAGAUGGACAUCUUCAAUUUGGUAUUUUGUAGCAGUUUCCUUUGUUAUUAAACCAAAUGCUUCUCUCUAUUUAUUAUUCUUAUUUUUAUAAAUCAGCCCUGGUGAUGUCAUCUUAACAUCACGACCUGUUACACUUUCAGUCAGAGCGAUUGAUCAACAUCAGCUCCGAAACACGCUUCACCAGAGAGAUAAGAAAGAGCUGAAUAAAGACUGAUCUGCUUGAAGUCCAGCAGAGACCAGCAGCUUGAGGCUCCUCCUGCAGCGUGAGGGUCCUCCUGCAGCUUGAGGCUCCUCCUGCAGUGUGAGGCUCCUGCUACAGUACGAGGCUCCUGCAGCGUGAGGACCCUCCUGCUACAGCCAAAGGAUCCCCCUGCAGCGUGAGGACCCUCCUGCAGUAUGAAUGUUGGUGAUGAACGUUGGUGAUGUUUGGAUGUGACGGCUCUUCUGCUGCUCACUUUGUUUUCUGUGUCUUCUUUCUGGGAUGUUUUUUCUGUAAACACUGUACAUUGAUGUAAUUGUAACAUGUUAUAUUUUAUGCAGCUUUAUUUUCAUGGCGUUGUUUUUUUGGAGUCCCUAACCUGCGAGCCAGAGGGGGGAGGUGUACAAAACUACAGACAUUUAAAAAGAAACAGAAGUUUUAAUGUAAUUUGUCAAUUGUACAAACAGCUCAAAUUAAAGGUUUAUUAGGAGUUUUUAA
Messenger RNA from Notolabrus celidotus (New Zealand spotty), 4309 nucleotides. It is a transcript of the gene lemd3, whose product is annotated as LEM domain containing 3. Gene Ontology annotation, molecular function: chromatin DNA binding. Gene Ontology annotation, biological process: negative regulation of BMP signaling pathway; nuclear envelope organization. Gene Ontology annotation, cellular component: nuclear inner membrane. NCBI's taxonomy places the organism in Eukaryota, Metazoa, Chordata, Actinopteri, Labriformes, Labridae. The record is from RefSeq and is a predicted model, not a curated record. The transcript has 13 exons. Bases 351 to 2900 code for a protein of 849 amino acids.